AUGUCACGAGCGCGUAGGUGUGCUCGGAUUUCAAUUUGGAUAUCGUUAGAGUCCCGAACGGAUAUCGCAUAUCGCGUAUUUUCCGGGUUCGCUAGGUUUGGACCGUUGGAUGGAUCGUGUAGGAUUCGACGGAUCGUAAAACGGAGUCCCGGAUACUCCGGAAAUGCCAACCCUGGGGUUAAAGUUUUAGUAACCGUCCGAUCGUGCGAUCGUGAGCGAUCCGACCGUCCGAUCUGGACCAAACUUGCAGGACGUGCAUCCUAG
Prunus armeniaca (apricot) is the source of this 264-nucleotide messenger RNA. The record is from the annotation of a GenBank genome assembly. Lineage: Eukaryota; Viridiplantae; Streptophyta; Magnoliopsida; Rosales; Rosaceae.